Messenger RNA from Diabrotica virgifera virgifera (western corn rootworm), 9378 nucleotides. RefSeq names its product zinc finger protein 227-like. Gene Ontology annotation, cellular component: nucleus. The coding region runs from base 1001 to 2572 and encodes 523 amino acids. The transcript is spliced from 2 exons. The record is from RefSeq and is a predicted model, not a curated record. Gene Ontology annotation, molecular function: RNA polymerase II cis-regulatory region sequence-specific DNA binding; DNA-binding transcription factor activity, RNA polymerase II-specific. NCBI's taxonomy places the organism in Eukaryota, Metazoa, Arthropoda, Insecta, Coleoptera, Chrysomelidae. Gene Ontology annotation, biological process: regulation of transcription by RNA polymerase II; central nervous system development.
UAAAAAACAUGUAAUCGUAUUUAUUUUCCUUCCGUUUAGUCAGAGGCGCUGAUGUCGGCACUGUGAUUGGUGGAACAUGACUUUUGACAAAUCCUGCGCUAUCUGUGAAUCUGUAAUCUGUGUUCGUGUUCGUUCGUUCGUUGUCGUUCACUUAUUUUAUAUGGUCGGUUAUGUGAUGUGUUUGGUGUUUGUGUUUAGUUUGUGUUUGUGUCACCAUAAAAAGCUGAUAUUCAGUCGUGUUUUUUGAUAUUUUUGUUAUUUCAUAAUCGAGUACCUUUUUAAAGGUAAGUUUUUCUGAUUGUAGGUACUAUUUAUCCAACAGUUUUAAAAUACACAUUUUAUUUCGCGUUUUGUUGUUGGGUCUAAUGGCCGAUCAGCUGUUGUGUGCAGCCGAUAAAUUCAACAAGUAAACAUAUAUUUAAUCGAAAUUAAAUACUCAUAUUUCUAUGUAAAAUGUCACAUUAUUGUAUAAAUAAAUAAUUAAGAAACAAAAGUUGUUUGUGUUUUACCUUUAUUGUCCACUUGAAUAAAAUAAUAUUAAAUAUUGGAAGUACCGUAUGGAGGCUAUGGUGUACCUAGCGUGGAGGCUAGAUAACGCUACCCUUCCUAUCCAGUCAACAGCAAGAACGUUUAAAAUUUCACACCUAUCAUGUCGAAGCUACAGACCACUUAUGUGGAGGCCAGAUUUGUAGUAUCCUUCCAAUUUUCCAGGCGCUGAAAUACGUGACAUAUUUUUUGAAGGGUAAGAUCGCAUUCUACCAAAUCACACAACACUUUUUUCUAUGAUUACUACUGGUUGCUGGUCAAGGCCAAACAAACCAAAAACCAACGCAACGGGCCAAGGGCCAAACUCACACACAGAUUUGAUAUUUAAUUUUUCUUUUAAUAAAAUAAUUAUCAGUAUUCUUCAGUAUCAGUCACCUCACAACGUCACAACCACAGUUUUAGUAGUUUUCAGUUUAAGUUUAGUGCUUUAAAACCAAACAAGUUUGCCUACGUAAUGGAUGUUAAGGUAGAAAUUAAGAAAGAAGUCGAGGAGUAUGAAGAUGGAUUGAGUAGUACAGACUUAAAAUAUAUUAUGAAGACUGAGUUACGUACAGAAGUAGAUAUAAUAGAUGUUGAAGAUGUUAAAAAGGAACCAGAAGAAGUUGAUUCAGGUUUUCAUCCAAUCGAAGAUAAAAUGGAAACUGAAAAAACAUCACCAAAACAUUCAUACCACAAAGAGCAACAGAUAAGUCAACAUGGUGAAGAAACCACAUUAAACAAAAGUGUAAAAGUUCAAAUUAGGCAAAAACAUUACAAGUGUGAAAUCUGCCUUAAGACAUUUAAUUACUCAAGUAAUUUAAAAAUGCAUUUACGAAGACACACUGGGGAAAAACCUUAUAAGUGUGUAAUUUGCUUUAAGACAUUUCCUACAAAUUAUGAUUUGAUAACUCAUUUGCGAAGACAUACUGGGGAAAAACCUUAUAAGUGUGAAAUUUGUCAUAAGCAAUUUUCUCAGCAAAGCAACUUGGCAACGCAUAAGAAAGUACACACUGGAGAAAAAUCUUACAAGUGUGAAAUUUGCUUUAAGGCAUUUCUUACAACUGGUAGUUUGAAAAUGCAUUUGCGAACACAUACAGGGGAAAAACCUUACAAGUGUGAAAUUUGCUAUAAGGCAUUUACUAAAGUAGAUCAUUUGAAAGUGCAUUUGCGCACACAUACUGGAGAGAAACCUUAUAAGUGUAAAAUUUGCCUAAAGACAUUUAUUACCUCAAGUCAUUUAAAACAGCAUUUGCAAACACAUACUGGGGAAAAACAUUGCAGGUGUGAAAUUUGUUUUAAAAAGUUUUUUACAAAAGAGAAUUUGAAAAAUCAUUUAAGAACGCACACUGGAGAAAAACCGCACAAGUGUGAAAUUUGUUUUAAGCAGUUUACUCAAAAAGGUGCUUUAACUGUUCACAUGAUUGUUCACACUGGAGAAAAAGAUUUUAAGUGUGAAAUCUGCUUUAAGAAAUUUAUUAAUUCGAGUAAUUUAAAAACGCAUUUACGAAGUCACACUGGGGAAAAACCUUACAAGUGUGAAAUUUGUCUUGAGAAGUUUUCCCAGCAAAGCCAUGUGAUACAGCAUCUGAAAGUACACACUGGAGAAAAAGAUUACGAGUGUGAAAUCUGCUUUAAGAAAUUUACUGCAGCAACUGGUUUGAAAACGCAUUUGCGAACACAUACUGGGGAAAAACCUUACAAGUGUGAUAUUUGCUUAAAGACCUUUACUGUAGCAGGCCAUUUAAAAACCCAUUUGCGAGUACAUACUAGAGAAAAACCUUACAAGUGUGAAAUUUGUCAUAGGGAAUUUUCUCAGCAAAGCCACUUGACAACGCAUAAGAAAGUACACACUGGAGAAAAAACUUACAAGUGUGAAAUUUGUCACAGGCAAUUUUCUCAGCAAGGCGUCUUGAGAACGCAUAAGAAAGUGCACACUGGGGAAAAACCUUAUAAGUGUGAAAUUUGUCAUAGGCAAUUUUCUCAGCAAGGCAACUUGAGAACACAUAAGAAGUGUGAAAGGACACCGCGCACAUCUUAUAUCUGCUGAUAAGCCAGUCCAUUGACGAAGGUUUUGGAGCCGUGAAUAUUUCUUCCUACCAAUUCCUCUUUUUUCCGACGAUCUUUUCGUUGAGUAUUAACCCUAGGAUGCAAAACAUGAGUCUAAGAGACUAAGGCGUACAUUUACAUCUUCGUAAAAUGUGGUUAAAGCCAUUUUGAUCAUUGUCUAUUUAUGAAUUCGUUUUUGACAUAUAUGACUGUUACUAUAUAAAAAUUUAAAUAGUAUUCAUAAAAAAAUAAUAAUUUCCGUUCAUACUCCUAUAAUGCAUACAAUGAGUCCGGGAGACACUUAUCGACUUAAUGUUCAAAGGUUAGAUAGAUAGAUAGACAGAUAGAUAUUUAUUCAUUUAAAUAGGUUACCCUAAUAUACAAUAAAUGUAGAGAAUAGAUAUUACAAAUCAUUUACAAAAAUCAAAUAUAACUAAGCAACAUCAAAUGAAAUUAAACAAACUUUAAAUAAAUUUACAACAUAUAAUACCAUACAAUACCCACCCAUAAAAUUAACAUAAUAAAGUAUUACAUCACUUGUUUCUAAUAUACAGCUUAAGUUUGGUUUUAAAAGAUUUUAGUGACAUUGUAUUUUUUAAUUCACCUGGUAGAGCGUUAAACUCAUUAAAACCCCUGAAUACUAAUGAAUUCAUCGUCAUUCUAUAAUUUGUUUUUGCUAUGUAAAUAUUCCCCAUAUUGCUUGUAGAAUAAUCAUGCACAUUUUUAUUGUACACUAUAAACUGCUUAAAGUAAUCUGGAGCUACAUUAUUAAGUAUUUUAUAAACCAAAAUCAUUGUAUAAUAAUACAGUUUCUCUUCAAUUGUGAACCAACUUAAAGCCUGUAGCAUAUAUGAUACAGGUGUAAGUCGAUUUGUUUUCAAUAUAAUUCUCAUGCCACGAUUUUGUAGUUUUUGUAGUUGAUUGAGUUUAUUUAAAUUAAACAUAUACAAUAUAGUUGCGCAGUACUCAAAAUGUGGCUGAAUAAUUGAAUUAAAAACUAAUUUUAGCUUGAGUCGAUAUAUUUUGUGAUAUUCGGCUAAAAAAAUAUAGUUUUUUCGUUAUUUUACGGACAAUAUAAUCAAAAUGAUGAUCAAAAUUCAAACAACUGUCAAUUUGAAACCCCAAAUAUUUAACACAUCUUACAAUAUCAAUCUUUUCAUUUUUUACUUGUAGCAGAAUGUUAUCCGUAUUUAAUUGACUAUAUUUGUAUUUUGUUGUAAAGAUCAUUGCUUUAGUUUUGGAAAUAUUUAAUUUUAAUUUAUUUGAUGCCAAGUAUUUAGCCAUUUUUUCUAAUGUAUUGUUCAUUUUUUGAAUCGCUACUUCAAGGUUAGUAUCACUACAAGCUACAAAAGUAUCAUCCGCAAAAAGAUUAAUAAAUUCACUUUCUACAUAUAGGUCUAUGUCAUUUAGAUACAAUAUAAAUAAGAGAGGCCCCAAUACGCUGCCUUGUGGUACCCCAACAUUGAUAUAAUGUUCAGAGGAUAAUGCCCCAUCAAAACGUACUAUCUGCUUCCUAUCACUAAGAUAAUCACUUAGCCAUUUGUGUACUUUACCUACAAACCCAUAAUUUUGUAGUUUUGUUAGGAGUAUUUGGCGAUCAAUGGUUUCAAAGGCUCUUUUAAAAUCAAGAAAAACACCUACUAUGUAUCGGUUUUUAUCAAUAUCGUUUUUAAGUUUACAGAGAGUCAAUUGUAAAGCUGACUUACAUGAAUGUUUCUGUCGAAAACCGGACUGAUUAUUUAUUAAAAUUGAAUUUUUUCCUACGUGUUCUAGUAGUUGGUCAUAAACUGCUAUCUCUAAUAUUUUUUCAAUUGGGGGUAAUGUGUUAAUGGGCCUAAAUUCACUAGCUUUAUUUGUAUUCAAAAUCUUCUGAAUAGGAACAAUUGUACUCACUUUCAAAAGUGUAGGAAUUCUACCUGUCAUUAGAGAAGUGUUUAUAAAAUUCAGUAUAACGUGACCAAUCGAUUCAAAAAUUUCCCUCACCAUCCUUGAAUUUAAUAUUUCAUGUAUGGAGAACUUGUUGUCCAUACUAUACUAUUUUACGUAAGUCUAACAUUGACAGUGGUUUAAAUUCACUCAAAUUUAAAUAUAAAUUAUUAUUGGUAUUGGUCCAGAAAUUUAUUGAAUCAAUAUUUUUGACAAUAUUUGUUAUACUCCUGACAAAAUAUUUGUUAAAAUUUUCUGCAAUCUCCAAACGUUCUCUUAAUACAUUAUGCUCCGCAUCUAUAUCAAAACAUAUACAGCUAUAUCAAAGUUGUUAACAUUAAUUAAAUUUUUUAAUAUUUUCCACAUUUUGUUUGGAUCAUUUUUAAACCUAUUAAUUUUCUCCAGAUAAUACUUAUCUUUUUUAGCUUUUAAUAAAUUAACGACAUGGUUUCUAUGAGUUUUAAACAAUGACCAUUUAUUUUGUUUCUCAUUUUCCCGGCAAUUUUUGAACUCCUUAUAUGUUUUAUCACGAAUUCUAAUUUGAUUAAACACCUCAUUAUCAAACCAUGGUAUAUUUGAUUUAUAUUUACACGAUUGAAUAGGCGCAGUAUUAUUAAUUUCUUUUUCGCAAUUAGUUAUAAUUUCAUGAAAGAUAGUGUCAAUAUUUGUUGUAUUUAAGUUCCAAUUAACCAUCAUUAAGUUAGUUUUAAUAGUGUUUAAAUUGUUUUCAUUUAUAUUUCUAUAUUUUUUUAUGAUACUGUCAGUAGCUGUUGUAUUAAAUAAAUUGAAAGAAAUAAUAGAAUGGUCAGUUACUUUUGGACAAUCAUGCACAUUUACUGAAAUAUUAUUUUGGUUUGUUAAAACAAAGUCGACUAAUGUUUUACUGGUUUCGGUAAUGCGAGUUGGUUUUGUUACAAGCUGAUUUAAGCCAUAUAUUGAAACUAGAUUUUUAAACUUUAUAGUAUAAAAACUAUCACUAAGAAAAUCAAGAUUAAAAUCACCUACUAAUACACACUUAUUAUUCCUAGACAAUACACUAUCGCAUAUUUCUUCAAAAUCUUCCAAAAAUUUCGCAUCUGAACUUGACGGCGAGUGGUAAAGACAUCCAACAAUCCAAGUGGUAGAAAUUAAAUUUAUCCUUAUAAAUCUACACCAGUAAUUACCAUGUAAGACAAAUGACUUAACAUAAGAAAAUUCAUAAUUAUUCUGAAUAUAUAACAAUACACCACCAGUGUACCUACUAUUUGAAUCACAUCUAAUACAUUUAUAAUUUUCUAUCAUGAUCUCUUUAUCAUAUAUAUCUUGCGUGGUUCUUGCUUCACUUAACAAAAUUAAUUUUGGGUUAUAGUUUGCAAUGCUUGUUCUUAUUUGAUCAAUAUUUUUUAAAACGCUUUGUGCAUUUAAAUAUAUAAUAUCGGUAUUAAAAAGUAAAUUAGGGUCUGCAUUUAGUUUUUUUCAUCAAUUGAAGUUGAAUUGCUAACAGUAUUUGGUUUAUUAUUUAUAAAUUUAGGGACAAUGGUAGGCCUAUUGUUAAUAUAUUUAAUAGUUUUUGUUAAGUCACCUGCUCUAAUCAAUUCAUCAAGUUGAUUCUUUACAGUAAAAUAAUAAUCUCUUUGUCUUUUGGUUUGAUCAGCAAAAAUCUUGAUUCCAGGAAUGUUUAUUGAUGCUUUAUUUUUUAGGACCUUUAGGGCAUCUUCACUUGAUUGGAGGAUAACUUUGAUGGGACGAGUUUUUUUGUUAUCAAACUUACCCAACCUAAACAAUUUUAAAUUAUUUGAGUCCACUGGGAAGUCCUUCAAAAUGUUUGUUAUUGUUUCACUGUCUUCUUUAGUACGAUCUGCUUGAGUCGGUUUAUUCGAUUCAUUUAUGUUAAAGACAAUUAUAUUAGAUGUCCUAUUUUGUCGAUCCAUCACUUCAUAAAUAACAUCCUCUUCUUUUUCUGGAUUUACUAAGUUUGUUUGGAUUGAUUUAAACGAUUGAAUUUCCUUUUUUAAUUCAACAUUUUCCUGUUUUACUAACUCAACUUCAGACGACAAAUUUUUCAUAUCAUUAGUAAGCUUUUCAAGAUCUUGCUUCAACUUACUCAUUUCUAUCAAAAGUUUAGGAACCCUUUUAAUCGCCUCUCGACACUCCAUACAGUAAUAGGCCAGGGAUCUGUUUUGAAUAAUGACUGCACGAUAUUCAGAAGCCGCCAAUUUAGUACAGGUUUCUGUAGAAUGAACAGAUUCAAAACAGCUAUCACAGACAACUAAUUUUUCCUUUUCGCUGAAAGCAACAUCACAUGUUGCACAUUUUCCUUUGCUUGGCAUUUUUGCAACAGCGACCCCCUAUUCAAAAACAAAACUGUACACCACUGGAUUCUAAGGAACACUUUUAACAACAGCUGAUUUAAUAACUUCCUUCAACUUUUUUGUAUCUGAUAGAAAAAAAGUUAAUAAAAAGCUGAUAAAGCAAUUUGAAAUAUGGGUCCCAGAUAAGAAUAGCACUGGCUAAUGGGAUUUUAAUGCCUUCAACAAAUUAAAUUUGCUGUAAUUUGAUGAAAAACGUAUAUAAUUAGGUUAAAUCGUCAAUAUUUUCACUUUCUUUAAUUGGAAAAUUGUGUAAUACCCUUCAAGAAAUAAUUUGAUACCACUUUCAAUUUAGAAAACCCACUAUUUCACCACUAAUUUGACUUUCUUUCAGGAGCACUUGAUGUGUUACUCUCUAUAGUUAGUAGUACAUUUAUAGUCUCCUUGAGUUAUAGUCCUUGAUUUAUAGUCUCCUUUAUAGUUUGUUGAGAAUGACCGCGCUCCUUCGGUACUAUUCCAUUACGCAUAUUUAUCUAUUGCCUGAAAUCUGAAAUGGUUGGAGACAUAAUAAUAUGUACCAAUAGAGAAACCAACCAAGUAUUGGAGGCCAAGGGAAAGGUAUGGCCAAAAAUUGAAGAGGACGAAAUAAACGCAUUUUUUGGCCUACUGCUACUGGCUGGUGUCGAGCAGAAGUAGGAUACCCCUGUCAGAGAGUUGUUCUUAGAUAAAUCAUCAAACCCACUGAAUAAAGCUACAACGGCAGUAAAUUGUUUUGAAAAUAUAAGACGAUUCAUCCGAUUUGACGACCCAUGAACGCGUUCAACUAGGUUGGAAACUGACAAAUUUACUUAUGUCCGAUAUGUAUGGGAGUUGUUUGUGAAACAGUGCCGAACAGUCAUGGUACCAGAAUUGAAUGUAACCAUUGACGAACAGUUGCUUGCAUUUAGAGGUUGGAAUUUUAUUCAAUACAUGCCAUCGAAACCUGCAAAAUACGGCAUUAAAUUUUUUUGGCUUUGUGAAAGUGAAACAAGAUAUAUGCAGUUGAUGGGCCAAUAUACUUAGGUCGUCAACCUGGUGAAAAUAUUCAACAAAAUGUAGAAGAAAGUGUUGUAAGGUCCUUGGCCGCUUCCAUAAACAAUUCUGGUCGCAGCUUGGCAAUUGACAAGUUUUUUACUGGAAUCCAUUUAGCACAACAUUUUUACUGUCUAUAGGAAUAACUUGUGUUGGGACAUUACUACAUUACGAACAAAUAAGAAAGAGAUUUCCUACGAAUUUCAAGCUUCAAAAGAAAGAUGCGUUUUUCCUAUAUUUUUGGAUUCAAUAAUAAUUUGACUUUGGUAAGUUACGUGCCAAAAAAUAAAGCUGUUAUUAGGUAAAUGCAACAUGAUCAAUCUUCAGAUAUUAGUAGUCCAGCAAAGAAGCCCGAAACUGUCAAAUUUUACAAAAACAAAAAAAAAUUAAACAAAACAAAAGGUGGGGUUGAUCAAAUGGACCGAAUUAUACAUUACCGUUUGGUACAACAUUAUGGUUGUAGCAAUUCUUAACGCGUUUCUCCUUUAUACAAAUCAAGAUCAAAAUUUUGCUGCAUCAGGAAAAACAAAUAAAAGAAGAUACUUUCUCAAAGAUUUAGUAAAUGACUUAGUUUUACCAUUUAUAAAAAGAAGGGCUGGAAACUCUAAACUUACAAAAACCAUCCGAAGACAUAUGGGUAAUUUUAUCGAGUUGCCUCAAGAAAAUUUAGGGAUAGAUUUGGCUUAUAGAAAAUAAAAGGAGAUGUUCCGAGUGCCCUUUACACAUUGUAAGAAUGAGCACACAAAUUUGUCAGAAGAGUAAGUGUCCAAUUUGCAAAGAACACAGUGUUUUAAUAUGCAAGAAUUGGUUUGUGUAGUUUCUUACCAGGUAUUUAUUAUUUAAAUAGAAUAGAAAAAGACUGUUUAUUAUUUGUUUAUGACAUAUAUUUAUGUCUAAAAUAUUAUAUACUUAUAAAUAAAGAAAUAUUAAAUAAAUAUUAGACAACUAUUAAAGAACAUAUCUGCUUUAGUACUUUAUUUACAUAGCGAGACUCAUGUUAUCCCAUAACGUAGAAAUAUUUGCUUAUGCAUCCUAGGGUUAACUGCAGUAUCCAGUAUCUGCUACCUCUCAUUAUAAGCUCGAGAUAUUCAAGUUUUCUCUUUUUUAUCAUCUUGAUUAAGUCACCUCCGCCUUGACCUACUCUAUUUAGGACUUCUCUGUUUGAAAUGCGUUGAACCCAAGAUAGUCUGAGCAUUCGACGAUAUGACCACAUCUCGAAGACUUCCAACUUGUUCAUCAUCUCGAGUUGCCUCAAGAAAAUUUAGGGAUAGAUUUGGCUUAUAGAAAAUAAAAGGAGAUGUUCCGAGUGCCCUUUACACAUUGUAAGAAUGAGCACACAAAUUUGUCAGAAGAGUAAGUGUCCAAUUUGCAAAGAACACAGUGUUUUAAUAUGCAAGAAUUGGUUUGUGUAGUUUCUUACCAGGUAUUUAUUAUUUGUUUAUGACAUAUAUUUAUGUCUAAAAUAUUAUAUAAUUAUAAAUAAAGAAAUAUUAAAUAAAUAUUAGACAACUAUUAAAGAAAA